UUUCCUAGUUAGACCAAUUGAAUCCAUUUCGGUCAACUUUCUACUGUCAUCAUUUGACGACCUCUCAUCAUAAAUCACAAGGACCUGUAAAGUUCUUGAGAUUGAUGAGCUCGCGAUGCACAUUGUCACUCCAGCUCUCGGAACACGCUUAGGAAAUACAAGUAGUAUCCAAUAACCAUAUGAAUACUGUGUCAGAAUGGGGAAAAAUUGCUUAAAAAUAGGAUAUCAGUCCCGGCAGUCCAAGAGGCUCUCCGCCAAUCGGAAACCCUGGAGACUUCCAACACUAGGUAAUUCCCCAGUCGAAACUGAUGGAAAAAUAGAAAUCAUAAUUCACGAGUAGUUUUGAUAGUAUUUAAGAAUGCGAUCUGCUCAAUUUCAUUUCGGCAUCCGAGUCUUCAGUUCCUACACUACACCAUGUCACACAACAUCCUCCUCACCGGUGCGUCAGGAUACCUUGGAGGCACUCUUCUGGCACGAUGGACCAGCGCCAGACUACCACCCUACCGGAAACUAUACGCUUUAGUUAGGAAUGACAAGCAGAGUGAAGCGGUUAAACAAUAUGGUGCUGAGCCUGUCAAUCUUGAUAUAUCCGAUCAUGCCGCGUUGCACGAAACCAUCGUCCACCACGAGAUUACCAUCGUUUAUUUCCUCAUUGACGCUCUCGAUUCCACACACCAAGUCCCUAUGAUCAAAGCCUUGGGACAAGUGAAGGCAAAGACGGGGAAAGAGGUUCAUUUUCUCCACACAACCGGGGCGAAGCUGUUCAGCCGCCACGCCGGAAUUCCAACAGAUCGGCCUUUGCUUGACACCGACCCAAUGCUGUAUGAGCUUCUCAAGAACGCAAAGUCCCCGCACAGCAUUUUUGACAGGCCCGCUCGCGCGAAUCUCACGGUAAUUGAUACAGCGGACGCGUUUGGUGUCAAAAGCUAUGUCUUUGCGCCCUGUUUAGUCUACGGUCAAGGCGAAGGGUUUGGGAACAAGAUUUCCAUCCAAGAUGUUGCGAUCGUUAAAGCAGCUCUUAAGCUUGGGAAUGUUUACAAGGUGGACACCGAUAAUCCGAUCUGGCCGGUCUGCCACGUCGUGGACACUAUAGAACUAUACUUGCAAAUACUGCGCAAAAUCCUAUCCGGAUCAGAGAUUGGUUGGGGAAAGAACGGCUUCUUCCUCGCUGCAUCGGGCAGCAUCCAUUGGAAUGACGUUUACGAGGCUAUGGCUACCGCACUCGCCAAACGAGGAGUGAUUAACAGCCGACGAAUCGCGCAGGCCGAUGAUGAAGUCCUUGCCAAAAUGGGAGAGGCACUGCAAGUCCCACCUGCGAUAGUCCAAGUGCACCUAGGCGGAAAGUGUCUCUUUACGGCAGAGCAUGGGAGAGUUCUAGGGUGGAAGCCUCAUUAUCCUCCUGAGCAUAUUUUGGAUGCCGCCGAUGCUGAAGUGGAUUUGAUCCUUCGGAAUCUUUAAAGUCUAUGGAUGAUCAGGGGAUACACUUUACAUUAUUAUCCGAAUCGCUGAUUGAAUGAAGUGUCGUUGUGUAAUAUAUAUCACAGAAUUCCGGAUGUGACUUGUGGAGUUAUCUGGACGAGCUU
Molecule: messenger RNA, 1583 nt
Organism: Aspergillus ochraceoroseus IBT 24754
Lineage: Eukaryota; Fungi; Ascomycota; Eurotiomycetes; Eurotiales; Aspergillaceae
Exons: 4
Coding region: 415-1458 (347 amino acids)
Source: RefSeq, a predicted model, not a curated record